Molecule: messenger RNA, 3531 nt
Organism: Dufourea novaeangliae
Lineage: Eukaryota; Metazoa; Arthropoda; Insecta; Hymenoptera; Halictidae
Product: unconventional myosin-Ie-like
Exons: 21
Coding region: 1-3531 (1176 amino acids)
Biological process (GO): vesicle transport along actin filament; actin filament organization
Cellular component (GO): cytoplasm; actin cytoskeleton; plasma membrane
Molecular function (GO): microfilament motor activity; ATP binding; actin filament binding
Source: RefSeq, a predicted model, not a curated record
AUGGUGAGUGUUGGUAAACAGCAGUGUGAUACGUCGUGUGUGGUGUAUCAUUGGCAGAGUCAAAAUGUCAAAGUUUCCGGCGUGGACGACAUGACAUGUAUCGGUCCCGUCUUAGUAUCGAUCAAUCCUUUCAAACAGAUGCCAUAUUUUGGAGAAAAGGAGAUUGAAAUUUAUCAAGGAGCGGCACCAUACGAAAAUCCUCCGCAUGUAUAUGGAUUAGCAGAUGAGAUGUAUAGGAACAUGUUAAUUGAUAAUGAAAGCCAAUGUGUUAUCAUCAGUGGAGAGUCUGGUGCUGGAAAAACAGUAACUGCCAAAUACAUAAUGUCCUACAUCGCAAGGGUGAGUGGGGGUGGUGAACGUGUGCAAAAAGUGAAAGAUGUUAUUUUGGAGUCGAAUCCGCUCUUGGAAGCAUUCGGAAACGCAAAAACUGUACGAAACAACAAUAGCAGCAGAUUCGGUAAAUACGUACAAAUACAAUUCGGUCGUGGUGGCCAGCCAAGCGGAGGAAAAAUUUCCAAUUUCCUCUUAGAAAAGUCGAGGGUCACUUGCCACAAUUCCGGCGAAAGAAACUUUCACGUGUUCUAUCAGCUGGUAACAGGUGCAAACCAACAGAUGAAAUCUGACUUUGGAUUAACGGAUCUCGAUUAUUACCAGUACCUCAGCUUCAGCGGGAAUCAUAGGGUUGAGAGCGUAUCCGAUGCUCAUGAGUUUCAAGAGACGUUAAAAGGAUUGAGCGUAAUGGGGAUAACCGAUUCGGAGGUAACAGAUAUUUUCCGAAUAGUCGCCGGAGUUCUCCACAUGGGAAACGUUCACUUUAUGGAAAAGGAAAAUUAUUCACAAGUGGCGAAUAAACAGUGUCUUGAGUUUCCAGCUUACUUACUUGAAAUCUCCGCGGAGCAGUUAGCCCAUAAAUUAACGUCGCGUGAAUUUGAGUCGAAAUGGGGAGGUCAGUCUGAAAGCCUUGAUGUCACUUUAAACGUGGAACAGGCACUUUAUACUCGAGACGCGUUGGCGAAAGACAUUUAUGCUAGACUCUUCGAUUACUUGGUUAAAAAAAUUAAUACUGCCAUGGAAACCACGUCAGAUGGUUUUGAGAUUGGAAUUUUGGAUAUCUAUGGUUUCGAAAUUUUCGAAAAGAAUGGCUUCGAGCAGUUUUGCAUCAAUUUCGUGAACGAAAAACUACAACAGAUCUUUAUAGAACUCACCUUGAAGGCUGAACAGGAGGAGUACGUGGCGGAAAGUAUAAAAUGGACACCGAUAGAAUACUUCAAUAAUGCGAUUGUGGUUGAGCUCCUCGAAGGGAAGCGUCCGCCAGGACUUUUCCUGGUGCUCGAUGACGUGUGUGCUACCCUUCACGGUGGUAGCACUGGGGCGGACACAGAUUUGCAGAAGAAACUUACGGUUGCAGCUAAUAAGCACGAACACUUUCAAAACACAAGCGACGGAUUCGCUAUUUUCCAUUAUGCUGGUGUGGUUUCCUAUUCGGUAGACGGAUUUUGUGAUAAAAACCGAGAUGUACUGUUUCUAGACGUGGUGGAAUUAAUGCAAUCGAGCACGAAUUCUCUGAUUCGCAAAUUGUAUCCACAAGAGACUCAAAUACAAAGAACAAAAACGCUUAAGUCCAGACCAACUACCGCUGGUAAUAAAAUACGAAGUCAAGCCAGUCAGCUAGUCGGUCAGCUGAUGAGAUGCACACCGCAUUAUAUUAGAUGCAUCAAACCGAAUGAAACAAAGAAGCCUAGAGAUUGGGAUGCGGUUAGAGUAAAACAUCAGGUGGAAUAUUUGGGUUUGAAAGAAAAUAUCAGAGUACGUAGAGCCGGUUUUGCAUACAGAAGACCAUUUUCCAAAUUUUUGCAUAGAUACGCAAUUUUGACAAAGCAGACAUGGCCACGCUGGUCCGGAGACGACAAACAGGGGGUGGAAUGGAUAUUAGGUAGUCUUCACAUUGAUCGAUCGCAAUAUCAACUGGGAAAAACGAAAUUAUUUAUAAAGCUUCCUGAAUGUCUAUUUAUGCUGGAGGAGGCAAGAGAUCGAAAGUACAAUAUGUACGCUAGAGUAAUUCAAAAAGCGUUUAAAAAGUAUUUCGCUCGAAAGAGACAGGCCCAACAGAAACAAGAAGCGGCCGAUUUACUUUUCGGCCAUAAAGAACGAAGACGGGCCAGUUUGAAUAGAAACUUUAUGGGCGAUUAUAUUGGUUUAGAAGGCAAAUCGGAAUUAAUGAAUUUAAUCGGAAGAAGGGAAAAAAUCUGCUUCGCGGAAGUGGUAAAAAAAUACGACAGAAGAUUCAAGAUGAGCAGAAGGGAUCUUAUUCUUACGAACAAAUGUCUGUACCUAAUCGGUCGAGAAAAAAUCAAAAAAGGCCCCGAAAAAGGAAAAUUGGUGGCGGUCAUAAAACGAAAACUUGUAUUCAAUCAAAUUAGUCACGUGUCGUUAAGUACUCUCCAGGAUGAUUUCCUCAUUGUACAUACGAAAGAAGAUUACGCCAGUUUGUUAGAGUUGAUAUUUAAAACAGAAUUUUUAAUUGCUCUUAGUAAAAGAUACGUAGAAGAAACUGGCCACGUUUUGAACCGAAAAUUUAGUAACAAUUUAGAAUUUAAAGUGAAGAAAGAAGGUUGGGGAGGUGGAGGAACGAGGCAAGUGAUAUUUACGCAGAUGGAUUACGGCGAUAAAGAGAUUUUAAAACCGAAUGGAAAAAUCUUAAAUGUUUGGAUCGGACCUGGAUUACCGUCUACUACAAAGCCAAAUAUCAACAAGUCAGCAAUGGCGCCUACGAGUCGACAGCACGGUAUGUCAAAAUAUAUUCAACCGUUUUCGCAGUCCGCUCCACAAGCAUCCGCAAACAGACCAACGCGUCCGGCUCAAAGAACUGUAAACACAGAACAAAUUCAGAAUUUUCCAAAGACCGUUAAUAACGAUCACACUGUACCUUCAAAGCCAAUUGUACCAACCGAAAGGCCUACUUUGCAAAUACCUAAAGCUUCGAGGCCAACGCCGCUGAAUCGUUUGCUCUUGCCAUCUAGUACAGAGGCAAAACCAAAAAACCAACCGGUGAAACAACCGAAUAAAUUAGAGAAUAACAUACCACUUAUGGGUAUGUUUACCAAUCCCAAAGGAACAGCGCGAGGUUUCUUGAAGUUUCCCCCGCCGCCGUCAGAACCACCGCCACCGAAUACGCCAACUAUGACGUCGGGAUACAAUCUCCUCGCAAUCAGUACUAACAACAAAAGUACAGGGUGCAACAAGGAAAUGCAAACAGUGAAGGAGUGGAAUACCAAAUCAGUAUUAGAGAAACCGCAACGAACGAACGCUCCUCGCGCUACCCCGAAACCGAAACAUUCGGAAAAACCUGUUGUUCCUAGUUUACCCAAAGCGAAAGCUUUGUACGACUACAAUGCGCAGGAUCUUGACGAAUUGGAGCUCAAGGAAGGCGACAUUCUUGAAAUACUCAAAGAACACGAAGGCGGCUGGUGGCACGGAAGAUUGAAAGGAAAGACGGGACUCUUUCCAUCGAAUUAUAUUGAAAAGCUAUGA